CGGCGUCGCUGGUGUGGGUGGGUGAAGAAGGAGCGGGCCCUCGCCGCUCUGUCUCACUCUCUCGCGCGCUCUCUCGGGCAACAUGGCGGGCGUGGAGGAGGCAGCGUCCUCCGGGAGCCACCUGAAUGGCGACUUGGAUCCAGACGACAGAGAAGAAGGAGCUGCCUCUACAGCUGAGGAAGCAGCCAAGAAAAAAAGACGGAAGAAGAAGAAGAGUAAAGGGGCUGCCACAGCAGGGCAACAGGAACCUGAUAAAGAAUCAGGAGCCUCAGUUGAUGAGGUAGCAAGACAAUUGGAAAGACAAGCAUUGGAAGAGAAAGAAAGAGAUGAUGACGAUGAAGAUGGAGAUGGGGAUGGAGAUGGAGCAGCUGGAAAGAAGAAGAAAAAGAAGAAGAAGAAGAGAGGACCAAAAGUUCAAACAGACCCUCCCUCAGUUCCAAUAUGUGACCUGUAUCCUAACGGUGUAUUUCCCAAAGGACAAGAAUGCGAGUACCCACCCACACAAGAUGGGCGAACAGCUGCUUGGAGAACUACGAGUGAAGAAAAGAAAGCAUUAGAUCAAGCUAGUGAAGAGAUAUGGAAUGAUUUUCGAGAAGCUGCAGAAGCACAUCGACAAGUUAGAAAAUAUGUUAUGAGCUGGAUCAAGCCGGGGAUGACAAUGAUAGAAAUCUGUGAAAAGCUGGAAGACUGUUCACGAAAGCUAAUUAAAGAGAAUGGAUUAAAUGCAGGCCUGGCAUUUCCUACCGGAUGCUCUCUGAAUAACUGUGCUGCCCAUUAUACUCCAAAUGCUGGUGACACAACAGUAUUACAGUAUGAUGACAUCUGUAAGAUAGACUUUGGAACACAUAUAAGUGGUAGGAUUAUUGACUGUGCUUUUACUGUUACUUUUAAUCCCAAAUAUGAUACAUUAUUAAAAGCUGUAAAAGAUGCCACUAACACUGGAAUAAAGUGUGCUGGAAUUGAUGUCCGUCUGUGUGAUGUUGGUGAGGCCAUCCAAGAAGUUAUGGAAUCCUAUGAGGUUGAAAUAGAUGGGAAGACAUAUCAAGUGAAACCAAUCCGUAACCUAAACGGACAUUCAAUUGGGCCAUAUAGAAUACACGCUGGGAAAACAGUGCCCAUUGUGAAAGGAGGAGAGGCAACAAGAAUGGAGGAAGGAGAAGUGUAUGCCAUUGAAACCUUUGGAAGCACAGGAAAAGGUGUUGUUCAUGAUGAUAUGGAAUGUUCACACUACAUGAAAAACUUCGAUGUUGGACAUGUGCCAAUCAGGCUUCCAAGAACAAAACACUUGUUGAAUGUCAUCAAUGAAAACUUUGGCACCCUUGCCUUCUGCCGCAGAUGGCUGGAUCGCUUGGGAGAAAGUAAAUACUUGAUGGCUUUGAAGAAUCUGUGUGACUUGGGCAUUGUAGAUCCGUAUCCACCAUUAUGUGACAUUAAAGGAUCAUACACAGCACAGUUUGAACAUACCAUACUGUUGCGUCCAACGUGUAAAGAAGUUGUCAGCAGAGGAGAUGACUAUUAAACUUAGUCCAAAGCCGCCUCAACAUCUUUUAUUUUCUAAGCUUUGUUGGAAUACGUUAUACCAGAAGUAAUUUGCAACAUGUCUGUUUAACAGUGGACCUAUGUAAUGCUUUUAUCCAUGUUUAAAAAGGAAGGAAUUUGAUCGAAGGCAAACCAUCCAAUGUAAUUAGCCAAGGAAAAAGCUUUCAAGACUUUCAAAUGUUAACUGUUUUUUCCCAUCUAGGAAAUGCUAUAAAGCUCAAAUUAGUUAGGAAUGACUUAUACAUUUUUUGUUUGAACACCUAAGAGAUGCUUUUCAGAUAUUUAUAUUGCCAUAUUCUUAAUUGAAUGCUUUGAAUGACUACAUCCAAUUCUGCACCUAUACCCUCUGGUAUUGCUUUUUAACCUUCCUGGAAUCCAUUUUCUAAAAAAUAAAGACAUUUUCAGAUCUGAGAGCU
Messenger RNA from Lontra canadensis (Northern American river otter), 1955 nucleotides. RefSeq names its product methionyl aminopeptidase 2 (gene METAP2). Gene Ontology annotation, biological process: proteolysis. The coding region runs from base 83 to 1519 and encodes 478 amino acids. Gene Ontology annotation, molecular function: metalloaminopeptidase activity. NCBI's taxonomy places the organism in Eukaryota, Metazoa, Chordata, Mammalia, Carnivora, Mustelidae. The transcript is spliced from 11 exons. The record is from RefSeq and is a predicted model, not a curated record.